Molecule: messenger RNA, 876 nt
Organism: Folsomia candida
Lineage: Eukaryota; Metazoa; Arthropoda; Collembola; Entomobryomorpha; Isotomidae
Product: glutathione S-transferase 1
Exons: 3
Coding region: 97-738 (213 amino acids)
Biological process (GO): glutathione metabolic process
Molecular function (GO): glutathione transferase activity
Source: RefSeq, a predicted model, not a curated record
CGUAUAAAUAUAGCACAGACUUUACAAUCUUUCUCCACACUUUAUUCAGCUGGUUAUUCUGAACGUUCCGCUGUUAAAUCCCACAAAUAUUUCGAAAUGGCACAAUACAAAAUUAUAUAUUUCGGAAUCAAAGGGCGAGCUGAAGCGUUCCGGAUGAUAUUUUCUGUCGCCGAUGUGAAAUAUGAAGACGUCAUCAUUAAAUCGGGAGAUUGGCCUGCAUACAAACAAUCUACACCUUGGGGUCAACUUCCCCUCUUGGAAGUCGAUAGGAAGCAGCUCGCCCAGAGCUCCACAAUUUGCCGGUAUCUUGGCCGACAGUUCAACCUUUGUGGCGAAAAUCCAUGGGAGUCGGCAAAGUGUGACGAAUAUGUGGAUGCAACUAAUGACUUGAUUGAAGAAUGGGUCGGAUUUACAUUUCUUGAGACGGACGAAGCCAAAAAGGCUGAGCGUAAAGCGAAGUUCAUCGCCACUCUGAUCCCCAAUUGUUUCAGCAAAUUGGAAUCCAUCAAGGAAAAGAAUGGUGGAGAUUUCUUGGUGGGGAAGAAGCUAACUUGGGCGGAUAUUAAUGUGGCUGAUAAGCUGCAGAUUAUCGAGGACGAUGUUGAUCCCACCGUUCUCGAGGGAUAUCCUAACUUGAAGAAGUUUAAGAAUGCUGUGCUUUCUCUGCCAAAAAUCAAAGCCUACGUGGAAAAGUCGGGAUAUUCGUACAAGGGUUUGGAGAAUAACUUGGGAGAAUAACAUAAAGAGAUGAAAAUUUUGAUUACUCUGUUUCAUUUAAUUGUUGAUCAUCUAACUAAUCAGGUGGAUAGGUUCAUGAUAUUAAAAAUUAUUUCGUUAUAAUGAUGAGCAAAUAAAAAUUCGGAAUAUGGAAAUUCA